Spodoptera litura is the source of this 4101-nucleotide messenger RNA. Its product is annotated as zinc finger BED domain-containing protein 4. Lineage: Eukaryota; Metazoa; Arthropoda; Insecta; Lepidoptera; Noctuidae. Gene Ontology annotation, molecular function: protein dimerization activity; catalytic activity; DNA binding. The record is from RefSeq and is a predicted model, not a curated record.
GGCUGAUUCGACAUUUUAUUUUUCGUUGUCGUUGAAUCAAUUUGUUUAAUCGGUUAUAAUAUUAUAAACAGUGUAAGCGUGUCAGGAAAGUGAAUAAUAAUAAAAAUGUGGACACGAACAAGUUUUGUAUGGAAUUUUUUCAAAACAAGUGAAGAUCAUCCAGAGAAGGCCCAGUGCUUAUAUUGUAAAAAGACAUACCGCGACAAUUCCCACGCUGCUAUGAAGCAACACAUAACGGAUUUUCACAAUACCGAGUACGUUUCGUUUAUGGAUAGGAAAAAAAGAGAAGCGCUUGAAGAAACACAAAAGGAUAACAACGAACAGGACAACACGAGACAUAGCAAUAACACAAUUCCUGUUCAGAACAAAACCGAAGUCCGCAAAGACGAUCCUGAAGCUGCAAAGCGUAAUUCACAUACCAAAAAAGUAGAGGCGGAAGAGGGAUUAGAUCUGCGCAUUAUCAUCUGGAACGCCAAUGGGCUGACCGACCGACGAGAAGAACUUGAGUAAUUUAUGAACACAGAGAGUAUUGAUAUUGCUCUGAUAUCUGAAACAAAAUUGAAACCCAAAUCACAAGUAACUUUUCUCAACUCCACAAUCCAUAGAACUGAUCAUCCUUCUGGAAAUUCUCAGGGUGGGACGGCAGUAGUUCUAAAAAAUCACAGAAAGCAUUACCUUCUAGAACCAUACAAAACAGAAAAGAUUCAGGCAACAUCAAUUAAACUAUUCUGCAAAAAUUCUGUAACGACUCUUGCCGCAAUCUACUGUCCCCCGAGUCACAAAAUUGAUACUGAAGAAUUCAAGUUGUUUUUUGACCAACUGGGUACCGUAUUUAUCUGCGGAGGAGACUGGAACUCCAAGCAUACCUUCUGGGGAUCAAGGUUGACAAACCGUAGAGGUAAAAAUCUUUACAAGGCCAUUCUGGACCUCGAUCUUGAAUAUAUCUCUCAUGGAGAACCCACAUACUGGCCAGCAGAUUUAAAAAAAAAUCCAGAUCUACUAGACUUUUACAUUUUGAGGAACUUUGGCGUAAAUUAUUUAGAGAUUGAAAAUUGUCGACCCCUGUCAUCAGAUCAUAUUCCAGUAAUUUUAAAUAUUUUCUCCAAGCCACUCCCGCACUGCACAAGUCACAUUAGAGGAGAUGACCAUCCAACCCAAACGCGAUAUGAGGGACAACAACUUCGCCCCGGAGCAUCCGGCAACUCUUCCCGCCAAGAUGAAACUUCAAAUUCUGAAAAUAGUUACAAAAGAAUAAGUAAACUUAUUGUAAGAAUGAUAGUGCUUCAAAAUUUACCUUGUACCUUCGUUGAUGGAGGUGGAUUCCGCGACCUUCUAAAAGAUUUAGCACCAAAAUAUAAUCUGGAAAAAAGCGAAGUUUUCAAAACCUAUAUGGUCGAUAUUUACGACCAAAUGAAAAUAAAAGUUAAGCGAGAAAUUAUAAAAUUUCCUAAUUUAUCAAUUACUGCUCACAUUAGGAAAGAUUGCAAGUCAAACAAAUUCGUAAUAUUGUUGGUUAGCCAUGGAAUAACCGAAACAUUUAAACGGUCUUCAAUAUUAUUAAAAUGCUCUAUUAUUGACAACAUUACUACUGAAGAUGAAGUUGGCAAAAUGAUUAACACCAUAGCUUAUGAGCUGGAUUUUCCGAUUGAAAGAGUGCAUUGCAUGAUUCGAGAUGAGAGUUCUUCUUCACAAAGAGGUACGCAAUCAGUGUUAUUGAUGCAAGAUUUGGAUUGUGCUGUUCACAAAAUACAAAAUAUUAUACGAGAAACAUUUCUUUCUCAAGAAAACGUUACCAAUAUACCAACAAAUAUUACAAAUAAUUUUCCUAACGCUCUCAAUGAACUAGAGAAAAUAUUGAAUAAACUAAACGUGAAUGAAACUGGGUUUGUAGAUAUUAUAAAAAAAUUUUGUUUCAUUUUUACUAUUGGGACAACGGUGGUCGUUAAAUAUGGGAACUUUGACACACAUUUGGAAAAUCAGAUGGAACAGAGUGCUUAUAAUGUGGUAAAAUUACUACUUGACUUUAUUAAUUGUGAACGCUCCCAGCAAAACUUGUCGUCAGUAAUACCAACCUUUAAGCAAAUUACGGAAAGUCUGGAAGAGUAUUUAAAUGUAUCACCAGAAUCAAAUGCUAUUAAAGCAGCUGUUUCAAGUCUAAAAACAGGAUUUGAAACGGCAUUGUCUUCGUUGGAAAAUAAUAAAUUGUACGCCAUUGCAACCUUUUUAGACCCUCAUUAUAAGAAUCAUUUUUCACGAGAGGUGAAGAUAAAAAUUUGUAGAGAUUUAUCAACUAUGACUAAUGUGCAAAGCACAGAGAGCCAUAGAACAGUGGAUAGCUUUGAAGUGGUUCCUCCAAAACGGACUUGCAUCCGGUUAAACGAUUUGGUAAAUGAUACAUUCAAAAUCAAAGAAAGCGACAAUACUAGUGAUCUACGCAAGGAAAUUAAUGAUUACGGAAAUAUAGGAGCAUUGAAUGUGGAUGAAGAUCCACUCGAGUGGUGGAAGAAUAAUGGUGAACAGUUUAAAAGCCUCUCCAAGUUUGCUCGCAGGUUUUUGUCACCUCCAGCAGUGAGUGUGAUCAGUGAGCAACUGUUUGAAGGGGAUGGAAGCUUGGAACUAACACUGAACAAAGAGGAGGAUGCAAAGUUACUGUUCGUAAAACAUAAUGCAGAAAUGUUUGGGUUUGAUUUUUAAAUUGUGCAAAUUAUAAAUAGAUAUUGGAAUAUGGUGAUGGUUUUUUAAGAAUGUUAUGUGCCACACAUUAAGUUUUGUAUGACGAUGGUUAGAUAUAACCUUUGUCUACUUUGACAUUCCAACACAAGUGUACAUUCCAAUUCAGACACAUGUGUCAAUAAUAUUGUAAUACUUAUGUGUAGCUACUACUUGUGUGUAGUAUAAGUUCCUUGUUAAAUAAAUCACACUUUAGUGUUAGGUAUUCAAUGUUUAUUUAUCUCUGUAUUUAUUACCUUACUAGCUUCUGUCAGCAUUCGCCCGCGUCCCCGAGGAUAAAAAGUAGCCUAUGGUUUAAUCUAUACCAUAAUAUAUCUCGAAAUUUAAUCACGAUAUCUUCAGCAUUUUUUAUGUGACUUAGUAACAAACAUAGACUAACACAUGAACUCACAAAUGUUUUGCAAUUCUCCAAGGCCGCCGUCAUGAUGGUGGCCUCCGCUCCUCCGCUGUGUUCAGGAGGGCGACUCUUGCCUGCUGGGACUUCUUCUCCGCCACCCUAGGGAGCUCCUCCUGAAAGGCCUAGCGGUGUCCUCGUAUCCGCGCUUACUCUCGGAGCAGUGCUCGCCCUCCGACAUCUCCAUGGUGGAGGAUUCCGAGAUGGUAGGGCUCUUUUGAGCGCUCUCUCUGCAGCCAAUUGCUCGGCUGUCUCAGAGCAGGCAGCGGUUCCUGGUCUCUAGCGUCUGCUGCCCUUGCCGCCCCUACCCCGCACCGCCGUGGGGAUCUUAAGGAGAGGAGGCGCCUCCUGCGCGCUGGAGGACGGGGACACAAUGUUCUCCUCCAGCCUGACACGCUUACACGAGCUCACGUUCAACUGCUCCGCUAGUGAUGUGUCGGAUUCAGAGUCCGGCCCCAUCCGAAUUGCAGCCCGUGUGUGAGGCUCGCUGGACAACUUCAGCGCCUCAUCACGAGUUCCAGAGCCACUUAUGCUUCCCUUGACCGUCACUGCAGGCGAGCCGAGCUCACCCGGACUCUCCUCCUUCGAUAGUGUUUUUUUAUUUAGAUUAAUUUUCUCCAUAAAGUUCCCACGAGUAUGGGGGGGAUAUUAGGUCUACCCAGGCAGUGUCCCCUGCACCUGGGUAAGUGUUCAUUUGUUUCCCAACUUGAGGUUCCACUGGUCCCCUAGCUGGGGGUGCGCUCAUGACUGACACUACUCCUCAGCCAUGCAUACCCUCGCCGCGCACCAGAACUUGGUAUUGGAGGAUUUUUUUUUCCUAUCCUUAGUUCGUAUUUCAUAGUACAAAGUACAAGGAUUGUGAAGUCGUUUAUAUGUAUAGUCUAUGGUGAAGACCGAACUAAAAAAUGUGAUAACAUAUAAUCUCACUUCAAAAGUCAUUAUCUACUAGUAAGUGGUAGGUAUUAAAUAAAUAAGUU